Messenger RNA from Hyaloscypha bicolor E, 1164 nucleotides. RefSeq names its product LUC7 protein. Gene Ontology annotation, cellular component: U1 snRNP; U2-type prespliceosome. The record is from RefSeq and is a predicted model, not a curated record. Gene Ontology annotation, biological process: mRNA splice site recognition. Gene Ontology annotation, molecular function: mRNA binding. Bases 131 to 991 code for a protein of 286 amino acids. The transcript has 2 exons. Lineage: Eukaryota; Fungi; Ascomycota; Leotiomycetes; Helotiales; Hyaloscyphaceae.
GUUGAAGCUUGAAGCUCGAAUUUUAGCGCGGCUUUGAAAGGCGCGGCUGCGAACAAACUUCUCAGCCGCGUCUGGUCUUCAACCUCGCAUCAACAACCUCAUCGCAACAUCGCAAGAAGCUGCACCCAAGAUGGCGGCGGAACAGAGGAAGCUUCUAGAACAGCUCAUGGGCGCCGGUGCCUCCUCCCGCGCCGCCCAACUCUCCAUUACCGACCCCAAAGUCUGCCGUUCAUUCCUCGCCGGCACCUGCCCACAUGACCUCUUUACAAACACCAAGCAAGAUCUCGGUCCCUGCCCAAAAGUCCACAGUGAACCCCUGAAAACCGAGUACGAGGCCGCAGAUGCAGCACAGAAACAGAAAUGGGGAUUCGAAUACGACUACAUGCGCGACCUGCAAAAGUACAUCGACGAAUGCAAUCGCCGCAUUGAUGUUGCCCAGAGGAGAUUAGAGAAGACGCCAGAUGAAAUUCGGCAGACGAAUGCGCUGCUCAAGCAAAUUGGGGAUUUGGGUAAGAGUAUCGAGACGGGACUGAUGGAGAUCCAGGUUUUAGGGGAGGAGAGCCAGGUUUCGCGGGCGUACGAGGAGUUCUUUCGGAUUCGGCAGGCGAUGCAGACGAAGGGGGAUAAGGAGAGGGAGUUGAAGGCGCUGAGUGAUACGUCUGGUCCGUCUGGUCAUCAGAAGUUGCAGGUUUGCGAUGUUUGUGGUGCUUAUUUGAGUCGCCUGGAUAACGAUCGACGGCUGGCGGAUCACUUUUAUGGGAAGAUGCAUUUGGGGUAUGCUCAGAUGCGGAAGACAUUUGAGGCGUUCCCGAAGGAGUUGAGAAAUAGAAGAGGACCCAUGCCGAGCGAAGAGAGUGGAGAGGCGAGAGGUGGCUUCGAUGGCGGGUAUGGGGAUGGAGGAUAUGGUGGGAGAGGAUACGGAGGUAGAGGGGGAGGCAGAGGUGGCGGAUUUAGAGGUGGUCGUGGAGGAGGAUUCAGGGGACGAUGGUAAUGGAUUCUAUGACAACCUUGCAUACCUUCUGGCGUUCAGGGCGGGAUCAUGGAAUACUUGUAUUAUAAAUGCCAUCAAAAUGAAACGAAUUCAAGGCUUUUCACGAGGCCAAGCAAGAAAUUGUGAUGUCAAUGUCGACAGGGUGGGAAAUCUCAAGAUCAGUAUUUAUUCAG